CAACCGAGAAAACAUGGAUUGGAUGUUGAGAGAUCAUGAAUGUUUCUUCGUCUUCUUCUUCUCGUCGAGCUGAUCAAGGAGUUUGUCCAUCCCGAUCAGGGCUAGCCCAAAGCAGAGAAGGGUUGAAGAACAAGUAUUUAAACGAAACUUCAAAGAGUGAGCGUGGGAUGAUGGGCUGCUUUACGUGGGGGACAACUGAAUCUAGGCGUGGGACGUGGGAGGGUGGGAACAAAUUGGUACGUACUUACCAUGACACUACUACUACCGGAUUAUGGGCCAUCAAGGUCCACAAAGCCCAAUUGACUUUGUAUAACUUCACCAUAUAUCCUCGGAUUCAGGCUUGAAUCACUCCCAUGGACUACCCUGACCUUCCAUCCCUUUCACAACAACCAAACAAGAUGACGUCGUCAACCACUAGUGUCCAGAACAUGUUCUCCCUCGAGGGCCACACUGCCCUCAUCACCGGAGCCACGCGAGGCAUUGGUCAAGCCGUGGCCAUUGCCCUUGCCGAGGCCGGCGCCGAUAUUCUUCUCGUCCAGCGCGACGAAACCUCCACCACCACCCUCCAAGCCAUCCAAUCUCUCGGCCGCCACACGCAAAUCUACAAAGCCGACCUCUCCUCCCCCACCGACGUCUCUUCUUUAGUGCCACGCAUCCUCUCCGACGGGCACACCAUCCGCAUCCUGAUCAACUGCGCCGGCAUCCAACGUCGACACCCUUCCCACCUGUUUCCCGACUCCGACUUUGCCGAAGUGAUGCAAGUCAACCUCAACGCCGUCUUCACUCUAUGUCGGGACGUGGGCGCGCACAUGUUGGGUCUCGACCCCCACCCCGUCACCGGACGCAAGGGGUCAGUGAUCAACUUUGCGAGCUUGUUGACGUUCCAAGGGGGGUUAACGGUGCCAGCGUAUGCGGCGAGCAAGGGGGCCGUUGGGCAACUGACCAAGAGCUUCGCGAAUGAGUGGACGAGUAAAGGCGUGACGGUGAAUGCGAUUGCGCCGGGGUAUAUCGAGACGGAGAUGAAUGAGGCGUUGUUGAAAGAUGAGGAGAGGUUGAAAAGUAUUAGUGCGAGGAUUCCGGCUGGGAGGUGGGGAAAUCCGGAAGAUUUCAAGGGAACGGCUGUGUAUCUGGCCAGUAAGGCGAGUGGUUACGUGAGCGGGCAUGUGUUGGUGGUUGAUGGUGGGUGGAUGGGACGGUAAGUGAGAAAAGACUGUAAACAAUAAUGAUGGGUCGGAUGGGAAAAUAGCAUGAUGAUAUU
Neurospora hispaniola is the source of this 1258-nucleotide messenger RNA. RefSeq names its product 2-deoxy-D-gluconate 3-dehydrogenase. The coding region runs from base 354 to 1199 and encodes 281 amino acids. The transcript has 3 exons. The record is from RefSeq and is a predicted model, not a curated record. Lineage: Eukaryota; Fungi; Ascomycota; Sordariomycetes; Sordariales; Sordariaceae. Gene Ontology annotation, molecular function: oxidoreductase activity, acting on the CH-OH group of donors, NAD or NADP as acceptor.